CGUAGAAAGGUCGGUUUCCAUGAUUUUGAACACCCGAAGUUGUUCAAGAUCUAUUGGAGAUCAAAUAGAUCUUCUCCUUUAGCUUCAUCCUCUCUUCUUCUCGAAGAUUGAACACCCGAAGUUGUUCAACCAUUGCCCGACUAAUUUCGUCGCGAGAAGAAACGGAAAGAGAGCCGGACCCUCCCGAACCCGAGGCAAUGGAUUUUGCCUUCUUUCUUCCGAUCGGCCGUGGAAUGGGGUCCUCGUCAUCGGAAUCUGCAACGUUUACAAAGCUGGAUGCUUCACAGUUACGACUACCAGGAUGCCAACACAAUGAUGUCACUGCUAACUAAAUGCCUGCGGACAAAAAUAUCUCUUUGUUUUGGCUAACCAUGUUUUUGCAUUUCCUUUUUUUCUUCUUUACCCCCAAAUUGGGUUGCAGGAUUAUGUUCACAGAGUUGGAAGAACAGCUAGAGCUAGUCGAUCUGAGGUUGCCAUUUUCACUUGUAAGCCAAUAUGAGGUGGACUGGAAUUUGCAGAUACAGAAGCUCAUGGGUCAGAAGUUGCCCCAGGAAGUUUUAGUAGUGUUUUUGGAUCGUGUAACGGAGGCCAAAAGAAUAUCCCUAACGAAAAUAAAGGAAACUGGUGGCCACAAAAGAAGAAGAAGAAGAGGGAGUGAUGAGCUAGACAAUGAUGUACAUUUGGGUUUUAGGAAGGGCAACUCAUCUAAGAUGCCAAAGAGAAAGUGAUACGAAAACCGACCGUCUUGCUUGUUGAGCUUUGUUCGUCAUAUUUUUACUUCAUUUUGAUCCUAGGCCAAUUUUUUUUAAAAAAUGCUUGUAAACUACCAUUAAGGGGGAUCCGAAUUCAUUCUCUCUAGCAUCUUGUGAAAGCUCUAGCUUGUAAUCCUCUCACUAUAUUUAUAACAAUUAGACUCCGGGAGUUCUCACCAACUGGCUUCCUGAUUGAACACGAGUUAAUUGGUUAUUCUUAUUUUGACCCAGCAUUUUUCCCUAUACCCGGGCUAGAGCCUUUUGCCUCUGUGACUAAUUUACACCAUCACAACACAAUACAAAUUUUAUGAAAAUAAUGAAUUGUCAGGAAUCGUGGUCAUCCUUUUUCGUAGAAACUAUGGUGCCUUAAAUUUCAAAAUAUACUCGGUAGAAUAUGCUACUUGAUACUCUACACUUCCUCCGUUCAAAAAUUAUUUUCCCACUUUAGCUUUAUACGUAAAUUAAGGCUGUGAGAUAAUGGCCGGACGAAGGACGAGACGUAACCCUGCUACUUCUGCCCAGUCGACGGUGAGGAGUGACAACCCUGAGCAGGGUAUGAUUGUUCCUGUCAAUGGGUUGGAAACAGCGCUAAAUAAUGUGGCUAACAUGAUGGCCAACAUUAUGGAGCGAUUAGAUAAGGCUCUUCCAGGUCCAUCCGGAACCCGGGAUAUCCCACCCGGGCAACCCCGCCAGGUCCUGCGUACUGCGAGUUCUCCUAUCUUACAGGAGCUCCACGAUCCGGAGGAGGUUGAAAGGGAAAGGCGAGCCAUUGACAGACGCCGGGCGGAGGAAUUGGCCCGGAACAACAAGGUGAACGAAGGCCAGGCUAAGGAUCCAAGCCGGAUCUUCGGCGAUGGACACGAAAAUCCACGGGGAUCUGUCUUUGAAAGGAUAUCUCGCCAGAAAGUUCACGUUAGUGAGAGGCUGGGGAAGAAUCCGGAAAAGGCACCCCAGGGUUGGAUACGACCUCAGGCCAGCCAGGUGGCAUCCUCCAAUCGCGAACCCCGGCAGCGAAAUGAUCGAGGCGUGAGCCAAGUGCCGGUCCGGUCAUUGCGGAAUCUAAAGGAGGACGAGGUUCAAAGCCAAGCCAGGGUCCCAGCACCGCGGCGUCUGGGACCGCCGGUGCCGGAAGCUGGUGAAUUUCAAGACCUGAGACAGCAGAUCCAGGAGAUGCAGAGGAAGAUAAACAAGGGUCGAGUGUUCACUACUCGAACGAAUACUCCCUUGGCUCCAGAGAUCUUUGCGGAACCAUAUCCGCAGGGAUUCAAAAUGCCAUUUGUCAAGCAUUAUGACGGCGAAUCAGACCCCCAAGAGCACAUAAAUAGCUAUGUCCAAGUGAUGAUCGCCGUGGACGCCAGUGACGCGCUCAUGUGUCGGUGCUUCUUGCAGACUGUUGAUAGCAAGGUUGCAGACUGGGUCAACCAUAUCCCUGCCGAAUCAGUCCGAACAUGGGAUGAAUUGGGACUACCGUUCCUAGAGCAUUUUGCUGGGAACUGCCGCCCCAAAAAGCAUUUCACUCACUUGGCAUCGGUGCGACAGAAGCACGGAGAAUCCUUGAAGAAUUUCCUUACCCGAUGGAGGAAAGAGUCCAGGGAAGUUGAAGGAACUGAUGAUAAGUCCAGGUUGGCUUUGUUCACGGCGGCAUUACAGGAUGGACUCCUUCACACCGAUCUCACUACACAUCCCCCGGAUACCUUCGAGGAAGCGAUGGUCCGGGCUGGGAGGUAUGUGACCCUGGAAGAAAGAAAGGAGGAGAAGAAAGAGAAGACUCCUAAAGAAGAAGAGAAGUCGGGAACAAAGAAGCCGUUUAAGAAUAAGAAGCAGGGCUUCCCGGAUGGCCCAAAGGGCGCAAGUCCCGGGACCACGGAGAAGCAUAAAUCUGCCAAUUCAGUCUUUACACUGCCAGUGGCUGAGGUCAUGGCCCAUGCAGCACAGCAGGGGCUCAUGACUUACCCAACCUAUUCUCAGAAGGUUUGCAAUGUGGAAGACACUGGGAAAUGGUGUGCUUACCAUCGCAAAAAUGAUCACAACACAGAAGAUUGUUAUACUCUGAAGAAUGAGAUGGCAAGGCUGAUUCGCCGGGGUCAUCUGAAGAAGUUUGUACAAGAUGGUGAUGCCGGGAAUCCCGGGAAUGCUCAGAAUGGGAAACGCAGAGAUAAAGAAGUAGCCCAGGCUGAGGCCCGGGAGAAACGCCACAUUGGACUAGAAGACGAAGAGGAGGAUUCGGAACCCGCGCCGCAUCGCCAGAAGAGACACCACGGGUGUAACUUCAUCAUUGGAGGGAAUACUGGUGGGGACUCGGCCACAAGUCGGAAGAAGUGGGCUAACGCGGCAAUGGUCAACAAGGUGCUGGUCCCGGAAGGUAAGAAGUUGAAAACCGAGCCUAUUGUGUUUUCUAAUGCUGAUCUUCCAGAGACAGGGGUUCCUCAUAGGGACGCCCUGCUUCCGGGUAGCCUUAGUAUCCCCUAUCUCAACCGGGAGGGUUAUCACCCCCUCCGGUUCAAUAGAAUCACCAGUAAACCCGGAUUGGAAGAUUUGGAGUGUGUCAUCUCACCUCGUCACCUCUGCAUAAAAUUCCCAACCCCCCACGGAGUUGGAAUUGCCAGGGGAUCUCAGAGAGUAUCCCGGGCAUGGUACUUGAAGGCAACCAAACAGCCCGUCAAAUACGAUACCCAAGUGGGAGAGGUCACUGCACAGCUCUUGAGGGCUGAGGAAAAACGUCCUAGAGUAGAAGUUGCCGGCGACAUCGAAGAAGUGGAAUUGGAGCCAGGCACGCUGAGAAGGUUGGUGAGGAUCGGCAAGGACCUGGGGGCUGAACUCAGAUCACGAGUGAUUUCAGUCCUCAGGAGGUUCAGAAGGGUCUUUGCAUGGAGUCCAGCUGAUAUGCCAGGGCUGGAUCACAAGAUUUCUGUUCAUCGCCUAAAUGUUCUACCGGAGGCCAAACCUGUGAAGCAAAAACAAAGGCAUUUGUCGCAAGAAAGAAGAGAUUUCGUAAAGAAGGAGGUAGCAGCCCUACAGAGCAUUGGGCAUAUCCGGGAGGUACAAUACCCGGAUUGGUUGGCGAAUGUAGUCCUAGCACCCAAGCCACCUUCAUGGAGGAUGUGCGUCAACUACACAGAUCUGAACAAGGCAUGCCCCAUGGAUCCGUUUCCACUCCCCAACAUUGAUCAGAUGGUCGAUGAAACUGCCGGGUCGGAGUUAAUGAGCUUCAUGAACGCUUUCAGCGGAUAUCACCAGAUCCGGAUGCAUCCGGCCGAUGCUGAGAGGACAAGCUUUAUGACCCCAGAAGGGCUGUACUGUUACCUAGUGAUGGCUUUUGGACUGAGAAAUUUCGGGGCCACAUAUACCCGGAUGGUUUCUCAGGUGUUCAAGACUGUCCUAGGGCAGACCAUGGAGGCGUAUGUUGAUGAUAUGAUUGUCAAGUCCAAAGAGGCCCGAGACCAUGUCCGGGACCUUGAAGAGGUCUUUGAAAUCAUGAUGAAGGUAAAUCUGAGAUUGAACCCGAAAAAAUGUACCUUUGCUGUUCAAGGUGGGAAAUUCCUAGGGCACAUGGUAAGCCGGAAAGGAAUUGAGGCAAACCCGGAGAAAGUUAGAGCCAUCAUGGAGAUGGAACCUCCGAAGACAGCCAAGGAGGUUCAGCGGCUAACAGGAAGAUUGGCGGCCUUAAAUCGUUUCCUUUCAAAGCUGGCAGAGAAGGCGCACCCAUUCUUUGCGGUGAUUAAGAAAAGGGCGACCUUCGAAUGGACACCGGAAUGUCAAGAAGCAUUUGAAGGAUUAAAGAGAUAUCUCACAAGUCCGCCGGUUUUAUCCAAGCCGGAACCUGGGGAUAUUCUGACUCUAUAUUUGGCGAUUGCGGAUUGUGCCAUAAGUACUGUGAUCGUGAGAGAAGAGCGUGGGGCCCAACAUCCGGUCUACUACGUCAGCAAGACCCUGAGGGAUGCGGAGUUAAGGUCCCAAGUUCAGAUGUCGCUGAGGGCUGACCACCACGGACAAAUCACAGGGGAGUUUGAGGCAAAGGAAGAGAGGAUGAAGAGGUACCGGGACUUGUCUCUAGAGAUGUUGGGAAAGUUUGAGUUUAAGCUUGAACAUAUACCCCGAGCCCAGAACGCAGAGGCCGAUGUUCUGUCCAAGCUCAGCGCAGAAUCACCGGAAUACAUGAGCAGAUUAGCAACUGUCGAAGAGCUGGUAACCCCGAGUCUUAACAGCAGUGAAGUGCUCUGGGUAUCAGCCGAUCCCCCGGAAUGGCUGGACCAAUUGGCCAAAUAUAUUGAGGACGGCGAGGCCCCGGAGAAUCCCCAGGAAGCGCGUCUAUUACGAAUGAGGGCACCAACCUACAAGGUGCAGGACGGAGUCCUCUAUAAGCGGUCUUACAACGGUGUCCUACUCCGUUGCCUUAGAGCAACAGAGGCGAAGGCAUUGAUGGAAGAAAUACACGAAGGAGUAUGUGCCGCACAUCAGGGUCCUUAUUCCAUUUCCCGGAGGGCUAUCAUCCAGGGAUAUUUCUGGCCAACGAUGAGGAAGGAUUGCGAAGAGUUUGGAGUCCCGAAGCAGAUUAUAUCAGAUAAUGGAACCCAGUUUGAGGAAGCAGAAUUUAAAGACUUUCUCAGAACUUGGGGAAUUCAGCACACAAAGGUGUCUGUUGCGUACCCUCAGGCUAAUGGACAAGUGGAGAACGUCAACAGAACAAUCAUAGACAGAAUAAAGAAGAAGCUACUUUCAAAAGGAAGCAAAUGGGUAGAUGAACUGCCCAGAAUCCUGUGGACAUAUAGGACGACUCCGAGGAGAGCCACGGGUGACACUCCUUUUGGCUUUGCGUAUGGUUUUGAAGCCCGGGCCCCCGCCGAGGUAGUAAUCCCCACCAGGAGAGAAAUGGAAUAUGACCCGGAGGUGAAUGAACAGAAUCAGGCCGUAGAGCUGAAUUUCGUAGAAGAACGAAGGGAUGAAGCACGCAUCCGGGCAGAAAAUUAUCGUUGCCAGGUGAAAUCUUACUUUGAUAGCAAGGUGAGACCAAGGGCAUUCCAGGUGGGGGAUUAUGUUCUGAGGAAACGAGAGAAGAGUCAACCAACUAAAGGUGGGAAGCUAGCGAGGAAUCCCCCCAUUCCUCAGGUGGCUGUCCAUGCAACUGCUGAGGGGAAGGGGAACUCUGAGAAGAAGGCCUCGCACCGGAGACCAGCCGGGAAGCUCCUGAGUGGGGAUUGCGUCUCUUCUGUGGACGAGAAGUGCCAGGACAGCCAGAAGAGACUUCAGCCCUGGCACUGUUAGGAAGCACGCUGGGACCCGGAGGGAUACUCCCCGAGACCUGUUGGGGGAGAUGAGGGUUAUUCUCCUCCCUGGGCAAGGGGGAGGUUA
Messenger RNA from Cuscuta campestris, 6101 nucleotides. NCBI's taxonomy places the organism in Eukaryota, Viridiplantae, Streptophyta, Magnoliopsida, Solanales, Convolvulaceae. The record is from the annotation of a GenBank genome assembly.